ACCCCCUUUACAACAUCCAAACUUUCAGUUCAGCCAAGCAUUUCCCUUCUACUCCCAUGGCUACUGCUAUUUCUUUAGCAUUUUCUUUAGACCCUCAAUCUCACCACAACUACCAUCACCAUUUUCACCAUAAUACCAACUUCAGUUCACAUAAAGCUUCAAUCUUUACACAAAAAGAUCCAUUCCCUUUUCUCAUCUCAUCAAAUUCACGCACUCCCAAUCUAAUUAUCCCACUUUCAACUUCCCAAUCUUCUUCUUCUUCUUCCUCAAUAGAAACCCCACUUCAAACAGGUAAAUUUCUCACUAACCAAGAGCUUGAAAAGCUUGAAUUUUUGGAGAAAUACAGGUAUUUUCAAGAAUUGGGAUCUGGGGUAUUGUGGGUGCGUGUGAUGAGGGAAGAAGAAAUGGAUGUUACUGUUUGGUUGUUAGCUGAGUCUUUUGCUGAGUCAAUGUUGAUGCCUAAAGGAUACGUGAAAUUCUUGGCAUACUUAGUGAAGCAGUACAUGAUUGAAAGAAGAGCAAUGAUGCCUCAUACUGCAACACUUCUUGGAUUCUAUAAAGAAAAUGGAGAAGAUUCAGAUUUGCAAUUGGCUGGAACUGUGGAAGUGUGUUUUGAUAAAAGGGGUGCUAAUGCUAAUCCUCCCACACCUACACCCCCCAAGAACUCUCCAUACAUUUGCAAUAUGACUGUAGAGAAGCUGCUUAGGAGAAGGGGCAUAGGUUGGCAUCUGUUGAAAGCAAGUGAGGAACUAAUUUCUCAAAUGAGUUCUUCUAGAGAGGUUUACUUGCACUGUCGAAUGAUUGAUACUGCUCCACUGAACAUGUAUAGGAAAGCAGGGUAUACCAUUGUUGAGACAGACAACCUAUUUAUCCUGUUGACAUUGCAGCGACGCAAGCACUUAAUGUGCAAAGUUCUUCCAGAUUCAGAAAGUUCUUUUGAAGUUGAUCAACCUACUUCUUCAAUUGACACGUGAACAUUGAAACACAGACCAAUUUUUAGGUGGAUUCUGGUCUUCAAUUUUCCAACACUCCACAGAUUUAUAUAUCCCUGAAAAUAAGCAUAUCUCAUAUUUUACAACAUGCAGAAGCUGUUUACAAUAUUGCACAGGCUAUUAUAAUAGCAUGAGAAACAUUUUCUGGAAUAUGAAGAAGGAGGAUUCAAGGCUGAAACAUACAAGGAUUUAGCUGAUCCUCAGACCUGCUUCUUCGUCGCUUGUUCCACGCCGCCACCAAACCAAAAGGCAUGAUAACUGUUCUUUCAAUAGAUUCAGAUGCUAUCUUAUCGAUCAGAAUGAUGUAUUACAUUUGAUAAAGCAGUCAGCUUGAAUGGAAAAGAAUACAAAUUUCUGAGAAAUUCAUGAUAAAAAGCGAAACAUACUUGGAUACUACAGAAUAAUUAGGCAAUGAAAAAGAAAACUAGCUGAAGAGGAGAAAGAAGAAGAAUGAGAAAAUAGAUAUAAAGUAUAGGAAGUAGGAAAUAGAGAUGUAUGAGAAUCCUGCUGGAGUAUGUAUAAAGCAAAUGAGAGGUUAGCUUAUGACAAAUACUUGACACUCUAAACACUGUUAUCACCCAACAACCUAAGCUUCUCUCACUUGAAGGGUAAGAAAAAGCAAGAGAUGGGAAAAAAAGGUGGUAUUAGUUGCUUACCUUCAAAUGAGAAGUGGGUUGAGGGGUAUUCUUGAAAAGGAAAGAGAAGCUGCAAUUUAACAUAACAUUCUCUUUUUUCUUUAUCAUUUUUCUAUGCAUUGCAAAUGGUUCUUGUU
This is a messenger RNA of Nicotiana attenuata, 1764 nucleotides long. RefSeq lists its product as uncharacterized. Gene Ontology annotation, molecular function: acyltransferase activity, transferring groups other than amino-acyl groups. The record is from RefSeq and is a predicted model, not a curated record. Lineage: Eukaryota; Viridiplantae; Streptophyta; Magnoliopsida; Solanales; Solanaceae. The transcript is spliced from 3 exons. Bases 57 to 974 code for a protein of 305 amino acids.